AUGAUUUCCAAGGCCGUAAAAUCCAUGCUGAAGGAAGUAGAUUAUAACGGUAGCCUGAUCCCUGUGUCCAGUCUGAACGACAGCUCCGGUACUGAAUCUCCUCUCACUCAUUGUGAAGACCAGGCCCAGAUUGGGAUGCUUCUGGCAGGAACCGAAAUACCAGUCCAGAGGCUUUACCCUGAGUGAUGUGCUGAAGCCUGGAAAGCUUGAAGAACCUAAAGACAAACCUUUUAACCCAGGUAAACACUGCAGCCCCUCCAGCAGGGUUGCCAGGUCUAGCUAAAAUGUACCUAAAUAAAUCUGUUUUGCGUUUGUGCAUAACUAUAGAUAAAUCUGCCAGGAGAGUUUGAGUGAUGAAAGUUGAAUCGAGGAUCUCAAACACUUGGACUAACUUUAAAAAAAUGAAUGUUAGACUAUUUUCUGGCAAUUGUGCCAUUAUUUUGUGCCAGAUGUUAAGACUACAAACAGUUAAAAAUGGCCCAUUUGCGAGAUUGACUUUCAUUAGGUAUAGGCAUAGGCUACAGACUAAAAUAUGGGUUUAUGAUUGUGAUUCAACUUUGCCAUGGUUUGCUUGAUAGAUGCAGGUAGCCUAUAGCCCCUGAUAGGCCUACAUCUUAUUUCAGAUAGUCUACAGUAGCGUAGGCAAGAUGUAGGCAAGAUGUAAACUGAACGAUUUAGGAGUUUGUGUUACGCUAUGGUUAAACCCAGCACUCAGAGAAACAAAACACGACUAAGGGAGUGGAAGAAACAAAAAUUAUUUUAAUAAAAGUUCAAUUUGUCUUAGUCCAAAAACAACUGAAGAAAAGGAACAGAGUGGGCUAGUCGGCUCCGGAGGAAGGAGAGGCUGAGGCAGGCAGGCAGGCAGGCAGGCAGGCAGGCAGGCAGGAAGGCAGGCAGGCAGGUUGGGAGGUAUGUCUGAACGCUCUAGUAAGAACAACGAUCUGGCGCCGGUGGAGAGCCAUGCCCAGGAAUUAGUAGUGCAGGUUGAUGAGAGAAUAGGAUGCAGCUGCGUAGGCAGGAAUCACUGGAAACAACCCGCAGCUGCACAGGAGAGGCAGAUCCUGAGCACGCCCCCCGAUCCACUCCAGACACACACCAGCAGACGCACCAACAUAAUGGGGACAAACACACAUACAGAUACAACAUACAAAGAGGGGACAGAACCAGGAGGAAGGGAAACAGAAAAGGGAGAGACAAGCUGCCCACACAACAGUACCCCCCCUCAAUGGUCGCCACCUGUCGACCCACCAGGCCUGUCAGGGUUGUCGUGAUGGAAGUCCGUGAUCAGCUGAGGAUCCAACACAAAACGCUUAGGGACCCAAGACCUCUCCUCUGGUCCAUAACCUUCCCAAUCGACUAGGUAUUGGAGACCCCUACCCCGCCUCCGAGAGUCCAGGAGCCUACUGACGGUGUAGGCCGGAUGGUCGUCAAUGAGGCGAACAGGUGGAGGUGGAUCUGCCGGCGGACACAAAAGGCUGGAGGACACAGGUUUCAGUUGGGAGACGUGGAAAGUAGGGUGUAUCUUCAUGGCUGAAGGCAACUUCAAACGAACCGCAGCGGGGUUAACGAUGGACUCCACCACAAACGGACCCAGGUACCGAGGAGACAGCUUGCGUGAUUUGGUACGAAGAGGUACGUUCUUUGAUGACAGCCAAACUUCUUGACCAGGAUGAAAUACAGGUGCGGGAGUCCUGCUCCUAUCCGCUGUCGUCUUGUUCCUGUCGGUGGUCCGAAGCAACGCUUCCCGAGCGUCGCUCCACACUCUCUGGCAGCUGCGGAGGUUCUCCUGAACCGAAGGAACAGCCAAUUCCUUCUCCUGAGCAGGAAACAGAGGGGGUUGAUAACCCAUGGUUACCUCGAAGGGUGAAAGGCCGGUGGCAGAGGUGGUGAGGGAGUUGUGGGCGUACUCUAUCCAAGGCAGAUGUUUGGCCCAGGAUGAUGGAUGUUGAGCAGCCACACAACGAAGGGUUGCUUCGAGGUCUUGAUUGGCUCUUUCUGUUUGACCGUUGGUCUGGGGAUGAAACCCUGAGGACAGACUAACGGAAGCACCCAAAGCAGAACAGAAAACCUUCCAAACACGGGAAGUAAACUGUGGGCCUCUAUCAGAUACGAUGUCCACAGGUAUUCCAUGGGGACGGAAUACAUGUUGAACUAGGAGGUCCGCUGUCUCACUGGCAGACGGUAAUUUUGGUAAUGCUAUAUAGUGAACAGAUUUAGAGAAUCUGUCCACAAUGGUAAGUAUAGUAUCAUUACCUUCAGACUUGGGUAGGCCGGUGACAAAAUCCAUGGCUAUGUGGGACCAGGGACGGCUGGGAACUGGGAGGGGUAGCAGCAGCCCCGAAGGGGACUGAUGGGAGGCUUUGCCCCGAGCACAGGUUGAACAGGCUGCCACAAAAGCCCGAACGUCAGUUUCCAUUGAAGGCCACCAAAAAUGUCUCUUAAGCAGCGUCAACGUGCAUCUCAUCCCAGGGUGACCAGCAAAACGGGAGGUGUGAAUCCACUGCAACACCUGAGACCGGACCGUCUCGGGAACAAAGAGUAGGUUGGGAGGUCCAUCACCCGGUCCCGGGUCCGUGGCAAGUGCAGUCUUCACAAGAGACUCGAUCUCCCACUGUACUGCCGCCACGACGCAUGAGGAAGGUAGGACUGCCUCAGGCUCGCUGGUCUCCGAAGGGUCAGCAAACUGGCGGGACAAAGCAUCUGGUUUAACAUUUCUUGACCCCGGUCUGUAUGUUAGAAUAAAGUUAAACCUACUAAAAAACAGGGCCCAUCUGGCUUGGCGUGAGUUGAGUCUCUUAGUGGCUUGGAUGUAAGCCAAGUUUUUGUGGUCUGUCCAGACCACAAACGGCAGUUCAGCUCCAUCCAGCCAGUGCCGCCAUUCUUCCAGUGCUAGCUUGACCGCCAGCAGUUCCCGGUUUCCAACGUCGUAAUUCCGUUCUGUGGGUGACAAUUUCUUGGAGAAAAAAGCACAGGAGUGAAGCUUUUGGUCAGUGGGGGAGCGCUGGGAGAGGACUGCUCCCAGACCUGAGUCAGACGCGUCCACCUCCACAAUAAACUGCAGAGAGGUAUUGGGGUGUAUCAACACGGGGGAGGUGGAAAACAGUUCCUUCAAAACCCCUACCGCCUGCUCCGCCUCAGGGGACCACAGAAAAGGGACUUUUGGGGAUGUGAGUCUAGUAAGGGGUGCCACCACUUUACUAAAACCCUUAAUGAAUCUACGGUAGAAGUUAGCAAAGCCCAAAAAUCAUUGAAGUUGCUUACGGGUGGUGGGUGUGGGCCAUUCCGUCACUGCCCGGAUCUUCUCGGGGUCCGCCUUCACCUGCCCGCUCUCAAUGAUGAAACCAAGGAACGAUGUAGACUGUUUGUGGAACUCACACUUUUCUGCUUUGACGUACAGCUUAUUCUCCAAGAGCCGUUGAAGGACUUGACGGACGUGUGACUCAUGCUCCUCGGGUGACUUGGAAAAAACAAGAAUAUCAGCCAGGUAUACAAAGACAAAACGGUUCAAAAAAUCCCUAAGAACAUCGUUCACCAUGGCUUGGAAUACAGCAGGGGCGUUUGAGAGCCCAAAGGGCAUGACCAAAUACUCAAAAUGCCCCAGUGGAGUGUUGAAAGCGGUUUUCCACUCAUCUCCCUUUCGGAUUCUGACAAGGUGAUAAGCGUUCCUGAGGUCGAGCUUGGAGAAAACUGUGGCGCCAUGCAGAGGUUCAAAAGCUGAGUUGAUGAGUGGAAGGGGAUACUUGUUUUUAACAGUUAUGUUGUUUAAACCCCUGAAAUCGAUACAGGGGCGUAACGACUUGUCUUUCUUUUCAACGAAAAAGAAACCUGCACCCAAAGGAGACGACGAGGGACGGAUUAUGCCCGAGGCCAGAGAAUCACCAAUAUACUGCUCCAUUGCCUCUCUUUCCGGUCGGGACAGAUUGUAUAAGCGACUAGAGGGCAAGGGAGCACCAGGAAGCAGUUCAAUAGGGCAAUCAUAAGGCCUAUGUGGUGGUAGAGACAGAGCCUUGUCCUUACUGAAAACCUCAGCUAAGUCAUGGUAUUCUUUGGGGACAGAUGACAGAUCGGGAGGAGCUGAGGGAUGAGUUGGGUUACACUUAGUGGGGGGAACCGCUGACCUAAGGCACUCUGAAUGGCAGUUAGUGCUCCAACUGAGAAUGGUGUGACGUGUCCAAUCAAUUUGUGGGUUGUGAAGAGCCAACCAGGGGAAGCCAAGGAUUAGGGGGGUAGCUGAGCCAGACAUAACUCUUAACUGAAUGCUUUCACAAUGAUUGCUAGAAAUCACUAGGGAAACGGGGGUGGUUUGAUGAGUUAUCUCCGCGAGGAGGCGCCCAUCAAGGGCUGUGACUCGAAUGGGGGUAGGUAGUGGCUCCACGGGGAUACGAGCUUGUGUAACGAACUGGUGGCUAAUAAAGUUGUCUUCUGCACCUGAGUCUAUGAAAGCUGAGAGUGGCAGGGAAUGACUCUGGAAACGUAAGGUUACGCAAGUAGACCCACCGUUACGAGCGAGCCUUGUCUUUUGGUCGCUUAGGGCAUGUAGCCAGAAUGUGUGUGGUGUCUCCACAGUACAGGCACUCACCCGCCUGGAGGCGCCGUUGCCGCUCUGCUGGAGGUAGUCGAGCUCGACCCACUUGCAUUGGUUCCUCCUCUGUGCUCGGGAUGGGAUCAGGAACAAGAAGCUGCCGGCUCCGGGGAGGCGAGACUCGAGUGGUUGAAGGGUGGGGAACUCGUCCUCCUAGAUGUGGGCGACCGCCUCUCUCCCGACGCCUCUCCCGCAACCGGUUGUCUAGCUUAAUGGACAGGGAAACGAGAGAAUGUAAAUCAUGUGGCUCGUCACGAGCAGCCAGUUCAUCCUUAAUGGCUUCAUUCAAACCGUUUAGAAAUGCUCCUUGAAGUGCCACAUUGUUCCACUUGGAGUCCGCUGCCAAAGUCCAGAACUCAAUAGAGUACUCAGCCACACUGUUAGAACCCUGCCUCAAAUUAAAAAGUCUCUUGGAGGAAUUACCCACAUGGUCAGGAUGGUCAAAAACAGUCUUCAAUUUAGCAGAAAAAUCAGCAAAAGUCAAUCCAGUCAAAGUUUGAUUUGAGCACACAGCCUCAGCCCAAACCAGAGCUCUCCCUCUUAACAGCCCCAGAACAUAAUGUACCUUAGAGGAAUCAGUAGAAAACGACAGUGGUCUCUGCCGAAAAAUCAAGUCACACUGAAGCAAAAAUCCCCGGCACUUGUCCAAUUCUCCAUUGAACGGUUCAGGCGACGUGACAGGGGGUUCCCGAUGGAACGAAGCCUGCAUAAUGUCAGAGGAAACAACUUGGGGUGCAUCAAACUGGGGGUCAGAGAGAGAUGGAGAACUGAUAACAGACAAUUUAGAGACUUGUGUUGUUAACUGAGUCACCUGGUUCAGCAGUUGAUGAUUAUUUUCCAAAAGAGUCCGAAUCAAUUGGUCAUGCUGUCCUAGCAACGUUCCUUGAGCCUGGAUAGCUUGUUGGAAGCUGUCUUUGUCUGCCCCGUGCUGUUUCUCUGUUGGGUCCAUGGCCAGAUCGUUCUGUUACGCUAUGGUUAAACCCAGCAAUCAGAGAAACAAAACACGACUAAGGGAGUGGAAGAAACAAAAAUUAUUUUAAUAAAAGUUAAAUUUGUCUUAGUCCAAAAACAACUGAAGAAAAGGAACAGAGUGGGCUAGUCGGCUCCGGAGGAAGGAGAGGCUGAGGCAGGCAGGCAGGCAGGCAGGCAGGCAGGCAGGCAGGAAGGCAGGCAGGCAGGUUGGGAGGUAUGUCUGAACGCUCUAGUAAGAACAACGAUCUGGCGCCGGUGGAGAGCCAUGCCCAGGAAUUAGUAGUGCAGGUUGAUGAGAGAAUAGGAUGCAGCUGCGUAGGCAGGAAUCACUGGAAACAACCCGCAGCUGCACAGGAAAGGCAGAUCCUGAGCACGCCCCCCGAUCCACUCCAGACACACACCGGCAGACGCACCAACAUAAUGGGGACAAACACACAUACAGAUACAACAUACAAAGAGGGGACAAAACCAGGAGGAAGGGAAACAGAAAAGGGAGAGACAAGCUGCCCACAUAACAGUUUGUUUAGUUCAAAUUAGCAGAAUAAUUUAUUCAACAUGAAUAGCGAGGCGAUUUCGAGUUAAGAAGUGCUUGUGUUUCCCAAUAGCCAGCUGGAAUAGGCUACUGAGGAUGGGGUCAUAAUUUCAAUCACUGAAUUAAAUAUUAAUAAUAUGUAUAUGAACUGAAUAUGCUUGUCAACAAUAGCCAGUGUUUCUUUUUUUCUUUUUUACCUGUAGCCUAAACAAUUGAUCGGCAAUUGCGAUAGAGCUUUGAUAACUUACAUUUUAAUUAACUAAACAUGUCCAUUAAUAAUUGCAUAAUAACACAAGGUUACAACAACAAUAAACUGAAGUUAUGGGCGAUUUAUUAAAUCCGUGUGCCAGCUCCAGGUAGGCUACACAAGUGGCACAAAUUGAUUUGCAAUGACUCCAGGGAUAUAGUCAUUUCAACAUAUUUAUUGUGCCAAAUGGUAGCCAACAGUAGCCUACAAUGGCAUAUCAAUGAAUAGGCUAAUAGGCCAACAGAUGCAAAGGUGUCAUUUUUCACAUUUGUCCGUUUCAUUGAGGACUUUUCCGCAUAACAGAGUCACGCUAGGUAGUUCCAUAACGUCCAUUUCAAAUGUCCACUAGUACAUCCCCCCAGACCCUAGAACUGAGCAUGUGUAAAACACUUUGCUUGAAACUGUUUUCCAUAAGCAAAGUCGAUAUUAGAAUGUAGUUUAAACCAUCUCCACGCAAAUUGUUCUAAUGCGCUCUAGUACACCCAAAGUCGUCUUCCAGUGUUUUGUGGCCGUUAUUUCUUGAUGCGCAUCAUUUCUAGCGUGUUAAUAUGUUUUAUUGUAAAAGGGUUGGAAAAAAAUAGGUGUCUCCAUAAUGAUUCUAAAUAGCCUACCUACAACUGGUAAAAAGUUGUCAUCAAUGGUAGCCCAAAGGCUUGAAAAUGAGCGAACAUGGCAACCCUGCCUUCCGGGAACAAUUUGCUUACAGUGUCCUCUUUCUAUUACCGUAAAACUUGUUAAACGCAGUCUGAAAUAGCUGCCUGUCUCUUUUAAUAGCCUGGCAACGCCACAAAUUUCUGCAAAUAAAUGCCUGUUUCAAGGAAACGCCAGGUGUAAAUGCAUUGUUUAUGAGGUGACCAUGAAACGUUUACAAGGUUUUAUGUUUGGUUUGUUACAUUAAAUAAACCAGUAAUAACUCGGGAAAAAAUGAUGGCAAUCAUCCAUUUUUAUCGUGAGUAAAAAACUGCUAGUCAUUGCCUUCUAACAGCUGAGAACUGCUAGUUAACUGGCAGGCACAAAAGCAGUCAAUUUUGGGAGUACAGACCCCCAGAAAUCGGCCGAUCGCCUCUAUUGCCGAAAGUGCACGGUCAAAGUGGAGAAUAAUUAUUCUGUCAAGGAAAAGUAACACAAUCUCACACUCAAUUCGUGCAAAUAUGUACCAAAAGUAUUUUAGCAGAUUUCGUGCGUUUUUGUGUGGCUUAAUUCGUGUGAAAAUACACACAUUUUUGUGCAACUUAAUUCAUAGGAAAAUACAGUUUUGGUGGGGAAACUUUUGAAACGUAUUGAAGUAAUGCACUACCUUUUUUUGUGUCCCACAUUGAUUUAUAUAUAAAAAACAAAUGUGUUAACAACACAAUAUUGUUAAUCAACCAGGUUUUCACCGAAAUAUUUAUAAUAUAAUAGUAGCCUUACGCUUUUUUAUUAUGUAUUAAUGCCAAUGCUGUUUUCUAUGCAUGUUUUCGCUUAAUACUUUUGGAUACUGGCGUUAUGUCCGAUUUUAUGAGGGUUGCCAGAUUGGUGUAAAAAGCUCUAUUUGUUUGUUUUUUGUGUGGUAUCGAUGAAGGUAUUUGAUUGGAGAAUGGGGAUACAUUUUCAUGAUGGGACAUUUAUUCACCAAUAAAUGUGGGGAAACAGAAGACCUGCAAAAAAAAUCUGUUUGCUUUAAAUUGACCUGGUGCGACUGCAUGGUAUUUACAACUAUAACGAGUCUGAACUAUGAUCAAUCAAGCCAUAUCAAUGCAGUUAAAUGUAAAAUAAUGAAUUAUGUUGGCUUAAAUUUAUGGCACUUCCAAGGCCGUUUCAUGAUGGUUAAUAUAGUCGUGUCAAUCAUGUUAUAUAUUGUAACGAGGCAUAUGCCAGCAUUGUAGGCCUACUGCUUCUGCCCAGAGGCCUACUAGGCUUUCAUGGCAACGGCCGUUAGAGCUCACUUUGCCACGUAGGUUAGAGUCACUGUUGUAGCUUUUGGUGGCUACAUUGGUGGCAGCAUUAGCAUCCCGCUCAGCUCACGUCUAGUUAUGUGAUCUAGUGGUGGGAAGCAUUCUGUUUUUCAACAGUGUGUUGGGUGUAAUUACAUUGAUGUAUCUAGUUAGCAAUGGAUAAGCAACAAUGGGAGUGAUGGAUAGAAGUAGUCACUACAAGUGUGAUCAAGCCUUACAUAAAAGCUGCCUGAAGCUGAAUGGAAACUGCUAUGCCCUGACCAGUUAUUCAGAAGAAAAUCCUCUGUGACUGUCUAAUUUACGUAAGUUAACUUACCAGUAUGGACCCAAAUCAAACACAUUCUACACAUUUACAAACUACUUGUUUAAAGUGUUAUUACAACCAUGGUGUUCUUUUGUUACUGAAGCUUAUAUCAAAUAACCUGACAAUGAUCCACAUCCUAUGGGUAGACAAAUAAUGUAAGUGUGUUAUGCAGCAAAACACAACUAUCCUUUUUUAGGAUGCAAACCAGUAAUAUGAAUCACUGUUAAACCAUCCUGUUCUGAUCUCAUGAGAUGGAUGUAGGAUUUUCUACGGCCUAGAAUCGAGGCCUUUCCCAGUCGUGAAGGAUGAAGCUAGGCCCCUCUUGGUUCUCAUUGGCGAAGACUGAACUCAAGUUAGGGGUUACAUGUCAGACUCUCCUACACCACCAAAUACCCUUUUUAAGGUGAUAUAACUUGUAUCAUUAUUAUAGGACUGUGAAACCCAUAGCCGAAUGCCUUCACACUGAGCAUUUCUCACCAUUUAUUUACGGAUAGCAAUUUCCAUUUUAUAACAAGUAGUGUCCAUUUAUUUACAGUAUUGAGUUGAUUCAUUUUUGCUUUCUUCAGUGGAAAUACAGAAUAUGUAUAAAAAUGCCAAAUAUACCAAAAACUAAAUCAAGCAGAGAUGUAAUACUAUUUAAUCAUGUUAUUCAUUACUGAAACAUGCAAACUACAAACAGUUAACCAGUUAAAGAUAAUGAAUACAUGACAACAAGAUACAAAUAUUUUAUUUAAAAUAAUUCAUACAAAUGUCAAGAGUUGGCUAUAACAUGAGUACAAACAAAGUGAGUGUGUAUAUGUGUGUAAGUGUUUGUGUGCGUGUGUGUGUAUUAUGGUGUGUAUUAUAAUUUCUCAUCAUAAAAUUUUUUCCCCAUUCCCCAAUCAAAUACCUUCAUCGAUACCACAAAAACAAAACAGAAAAAUCUGUAUUUUUUCUCCAAUCUAGCAACCCUCAUAAAAUUCGACAUAGCCUUGUAUAAAAUGCAUAAUGAAAGAAAUGGUGUAAUGUACACGAAAAAGUGGAGCCAUGUAUAUAAUGCAUUAUGAAGAAAUUUGUGUAGGCCUACUGUUGCCUACAUGAAAAAAGGGACUUUCUGACUACAAGUGCAACAGUGUCCCAAAGUAUUAAACGAAAACAAGCAUAGAAAACAGUAUUGGCAUUAAUUUAAAAAACAACGUAAGGCUACUAUUAUAUUAUAAUUAUUAAAUAAUAAUUAAGCUACACAGAAAUGCACAAAAACGCACAAAAUCUGCUGAAAUUGGCGCCGACAGAUAUGGCGCCGACAGAUAUGGCAGCUCUGCUUCUAGCUCCUAAGCAACUUUGCAGUAUAUUGUUUUUUUGUGUGUUAUUUCUUACAUUGUUAGCCAAUAUUUUUUUUGUGUUAUUACAUACAGCCGGAAAUAACUUUUGGAUAUCAGAAUGGCGGUAACUCACCAGCAUUACGACCAGGAAUACGACUUUCCCAAAUUGGAUCCUUAGUUCGUACACCCCAGGGCAAUUUAACUUAUUCCAGAGACUGCUCCAAAACACCGCCAGCGGAGAAGAGGUAUUCGAAGUGGACUUCUAGUCCGACUUAGGAGGCGUAAACACCAUCCACCGCUAUAUUACUCGCUAAUGUUCAGUCUCUGGAUAAUAAAGUAGAUGAGCUCAGGGCGAGGAUCUCCUUCCAGAGAGACAUCAGGAAUUGUAUCAUACUCUGUUUCACGGAAACAUGGCUCUCUCUGGAUUUACUGUCCCGUCAAUACAGCCAGCUGGGUUCUCAGUACAAUGCUUAGACAGGAAUAAAGAACUCUCCAGGAAUAAGAAAGGCGGGGGUGUAUGUUUCAUGAUUAACUAGUCAUGGUGUGAUUGUGAUAACAUACAGAACCUCAAGUCCUUUUGUUCACCCGACCUAGAAUACCUCACAAUCAAAUGCCGACUCUAUUACCUCCCAAGAGAAUUCUCUUCGGUUGUAGUCACAGCCGUGUAUAUUCCCCCUCAAGCCGAUACCACAACAGCCCUCAAAGAACUACACGGAACUUUAUGCAAACUGGAAACCACAUAUUCUGAUUUAUCGUAGCUGGGGAUUUUAACAAAGCAAAUUUGAGGAAAACGCUACCGAAGUUCUUUCAACACAUUGACUGAUGUACUCUCACUGGAAAAACAUUGGACCACUGCUACUCAACUUUUCGAAAUGCCAACAAGGCCCUCCCCCGCCAUCCCUUCAGCAAAUCUGAUCACGACUCAAUUUUGCUCCUCCCUUCCUAUAGGCAGAAACUCAAACAGGAGGUACCCGUGCUAAGGUCUAUUCAACACUGAUCUGACCAACCGGUAUCCAUGCUUCAAGAUUGUUUUGAUCACGUGGACUGGGAUAUGUUCUGGGUAGCCUCUGAGAAUAACAUUGACGAAUACACAGAUACGGUGACUGAGUUCAUCAGGAAGUGUAUAGGAGAUGUUGUACCCACUGUGACUGUUAAAACCUACCCAAACCAGAAACCGUGGAUAGAUGGCAGCAUUUGCGAAAAAAAUGAAAGCACGAACCACCGCAUUUAACCGCGGCAAGAUGACUGGGAAUAUUGCUGAAUACAAACAGUGUAGUUAUUCCCUCCGUAAGGCAAUCAAACAGCCAAAACGUCAGUACAGAGACAAAGUGGAGUCGCAAUUCAACGGCUCAGACACAAGACGUAUGGGGCAGGGUCUACAGACAAUCACGGACUACAAAGGGAAAACCUGCCACCUCGCGGACACCGACGUCUUUCUUCCAGACAAGCUAAACACCUUCUUCGCCCGCUUUGAGGAUAACACAGUGCCACCGACGCAGCCCGCUAACAAGGACUGUGGGCUCUCCUUCUCGGUGGCCGUCGUGAGUAAGACAUUUAGCGUGUUAACCCUCGCAAGGCUGCUGGGCCCAAACGGCAUCCCUAGCCGCGUCCUCAGAGCAUGCGCAGACCAGCUGGCUGGAGUGUUUACGGACAUAUUCAAUCUCUCCCUAUCCCAGUCUGCUGUCCACCAUUGUUCCUGUACCCAAGAAAGCAAAAGUAACUAAAUGUCUAUCGCCCCAUAGCACUCACUUCUGUCAUCAUGAUGUGCUUUGAGAGGCUUGUUAAGGAUCAUAUCACCUCUACCUUACCUGACACCCUAGACCCACUUCAAUUUGCUUACCGUCCCAAUAGAUCCACAGACGAUGCAAUCACCAUCGCACUGCACACUGCCCUAUCCCAUCUGGACAAGAGGAAUACCUAUGUAAGAAUGCUGUUCAUUGACUAUAGCUCAGCCUUCAACACCAUAGUACCCUCCAAGCUCAUCAUUAAGCUUGGGGCCCUGGGUCUGAACCCCGCCCUGUGCAACUGGGUCCUGGACUUCCUGACGGGCCGCCCCCAGGUGGUGAAGGUAGGAAACAACACCUCCACUUCACUGAUCCUCAUCACAGGGGCCCCACAAGGGUGCGUGCUCAGCCCCCUCCUGUACUCCCUGCUCACCCAUGACUGCGUGGCCACACACGCCUCCAACUCAAUCAUCAAGUUUGCAGAUGACACAACAGUAGUAGGCCUGAUUACCAACAAUGACGAGACAGCCUACAGGGAGGAGGUAACGGCCUUGGGAGAGUGGUGCCAGGAAAAUAAUCUCUCACGCAAUGUCAAUAAAACAAAGGAGCUGAUCGUGGACUUCACGAAACAGCAGAGGGAGCACGCCCUUAUCCACAUCGACGGGGCCGCAGUGGAGAAGGUGAAAAGCUUCAAGUUCCUCGGCGUACACAUCACUGACAAUCUGAAAUGGUCCACCCCAGGCAGUGAUACAGCGCCUCUUCAACCUCAGGAUGCUGAACAAAUUUGGUUGGCCCCUAAAACCCUCACAAAUUUUACAGAUGCACAAUUGAGAGCAUCCUGUCGGGCUGUAUCACUGCCUGGUACGGCAACUGCACCGCCCGCAACCGCGGUCUGCCCAACACAUCACCUGGGGAAAACGACCUGCCCUCCAGGACACCUACAGCACCCGAUGUCACAGGAAGGCCAAAAAGACGAUCAAGGACAUCAACCACCCGAGCCACGACCUGUUCACCUCGCUAUCAUCCAAAUGUCGAGGUCAGUACAGGUGCAUCAAAGCUGGGACAGAGAGACUGAAAAACAGCUUCUAUCUCAAGGCCAUCAGACUGUUAAAUAGCCAUCACUAGGCGGCUUCCACCCGGUUACGUAACCCUGCACCUUAGAGGCUGCUGCCUUAUAUACAUAGACUUGAAAUCACUAGUCACUUUAAUAAUGUUUACAUACUGCUUUACUCAUCUCAUAUCUAUGUACUGUAUUCUAUUCUAGUGUAUUUUAGUCAAUGCCACUCCGACAUUGCUCAAUCUAAUAUCUAUAUAUUUCUUAAUUCCAUUCUUUUACUUUAAGAUUUGUGUGUAUUGUUGUGAAUUAUUAGACAGUACUGUACUGUUGGAGCUAGGAACACAAGCAUUUCGCUUCACCCGCAAUAACAUCUGCUAAAUAUGUGUAUGUGACCAAUAACAUUUUAUUUUAUUUUAUUUGAAAUACUUUUUGUACAUAUUUGCACGAAUUGAGUGUGAGAUUGUGUUGCUCAUUUACCAAUGCAUAAUUUGUGUAAUUUUAGGCCAGAAUAGCACUUACGCCCCUCUGCCUCCAAGCUGUCAAAUUGUUUUGCUCUUACAAGAAGUGUGAUUGAUUUCUAUUUUGGUGCCUUUUGGAGUAACCUUGUGAUGUUUUUUUUUAUCAUUAGGGUCUACAUGUACAGUGGCUACAACUUAAGACCCUUGCAGCCUACUGUGGGACCCUCAAAAAGAGACAUCAGCACGUUCACCAAGACCUCUGACACAGCAAGGGGUGCUGUUGGUGUUUUCACCUAUGAUCUCUUCAAUCCCUCCAAGAAUAUGCACACCGAGAUAAUAGCUGUCAUGUUCUCUGUGCCCUAUGACUAUAACUUGUACUCAAACUGGUUUGCAGUGGGAAUCUUCGACAAUGACAAAAGAUGUGAUGAAACUCUUUAUAAUGAGAUGUAUAGCAGUGAGGAGAUAAGAUUUGUCAGGGGUAAAGCAGAUGGCUCCAGUAUCACUUAUAAAGGUGAUUAUGUGACCAUCAAGGCCUCAAUGUCAAGCAGUAGUCGUGCAAUCAUGAAGGUGGAGGUGUGUGACAAUUGACAGCAUAGUCAUUACUAACCUUAAAACACUGAUGGCGUCUAACUAAAUGACUCAUAUGUGAAGAUCUGAAGUUUAAUGAGGAAUUUCAAUGUGAUGUUUGCAGAAUAACUUAAACUCUAAUAAAUAAAUGGCAAACAGCUGAGAUUGGGUUUGGUUCUGAGUUUAUGAAAACAAGGCAAACAUUGUACUGAACUAUUGAAAUGUAUGUUGUUUUUAUUGCCACACAAUAGCUGACUUGACGCCAAUGUUAAAAUGAAUAAAGUUAUCCAGUUCAGAUAUACUGUACAAUUCUGCAUUUUGGUGCUUCAUUAGUGUUUCAAGUUCAAAGUUUAUUUGCCACGUUCAAGCGCCUUGGUCCGCUUCUAAUAACGAUCGUGACAGUCUUUAACCCAAACAUCACAUUGCGGCCUGUAAUUUAAUAUCAGUCCCAAGGCUCAAUCCCUCUGUUCGCUUAGGAGCAUAAUAAAACUAAACAAUGGCAACCAAAUGCUUUUCACACUUGUAUUCAUCAUGUGACCAUAGCUUCUUCAAAUUACUAAGAUAUUGCAUUAUUAGAGUGCUAUUUGAAAGCCACUAAUAACAUAUUACCAUUCACAUACUGUCAACACUCAUUAAAUUUGACAUCAACUGAUAGAUCAUGAGUACCAUGAAUCUUUCCGUUUUACUUUCUUUAUCACUGUCUUUGUUACUUUCACUAGUCUCCAUAUCUGUUUCCUUCAACUAGGACCCUUUACUAUUUCCAAUAGGAAAACCCUCUCAAUCACUACUGCUAAUACACACAGAUUACUCUCGAACAAUGUUCUGCUUUUACCCCUAUUGUAAGGUUUAAAAACAAACAAAACAAACAUGAUAACUUCUGUUCAUCAGGAUGCCAUUGUCCCCUUUUACUUUCUCCUUAUUGUUUGCAUUAGUCUACCCUAACAAUGUUAUUAUAUAUAUUUAUUAUCAAUUUCCAUUGGAUAUUCACUUUCUGCUUCACACUCAUUAAAUGUCUAUUAUUUUGAGAUUAAUAUGUAAUCUGCCGAAAUUAUAAAAAACUUUGGCCAAUUCAGAAGGGGAGAGAUACAUUUUGGAGGGAGCUUCCUUUUUAAGGUAGCUCUCACGACUAGAGUUUUUUUCUAGGAUCAACAUUUAUUAUAACUGGGCUAGCUGUAACACUCUGGCUCCAGGGACUCUGAUUGUUGAGCCAGGGUUGUUAUUUUCAUUUAGGGUGUAUUUCUAUGUUGGAUCUAGUUGUUCAUUUCUAUGUUUGGUUUUGUCGUUGAUUAGUCAUAUGACUCCCAAUCGGAGGUAACGAGUGUCAGCUGUCGGCUCGUUAUCUCUGAUUGGGAGCCAUAUUUAAACUGUGUGGUUUUCUCCUUGGUUUGUGGGUUUUUGUUUCCGUUUUCAGUCAGGUUGACUGUGGACUUCACUAGUCGUGUUUCUUGUUUUUUUCGUGCUUUAACUAAAUAAAGUACCAUGUUCGUUUCACACGCUGCGCCUUGGUCAAUUCCUUCACACGACCGUGACAGAAAAAACCCACCUAAGAAAGACCAAGCAGCGUGUCCAGGAGCAAGGAGACUGGACAUGGGAGGAGGCGCCGGGCAAGGAGAUGGAGAGGCUGGCGAUGGCCCAGGUGGGCACAUCGUGGUCCUGGGAGGACAUGCUCGGAGGCAAGGGACCUUGGGGAAGGAUCAAGGCCCUGGCGAGAGAGGAGCAACGGCGGCAGCAGGGCCAUCGUCGGAGGGUCGUGAGUCAACCCCAGAAAAUUUUUAGGGGGGGGCACACAGCAUGGACGACGGGGCUGACGGAGGAGAAAAGGGGGAGUAUCCAGGAGGCCACCAGGCCCAGGGGUACACCGCCCUGUACGUCCUGUGCUGAUGCCUCACACAGAGUGUGUGAGGGUAGGCAUUCAGCCAGGACGGGUGGUGGCCGCUGUUCACUCCAGGCCUCCUGUCCGUCUCCACAGCCCGGUCCGGCCUGUUCCUGCCACCCGCACCAAGACUACGGUGCGCGUCGCCAGCCCGACCCGGCCUGUUCCUGCCACCCGCACCAAGACUACGGUGCGCGUUCGCCAGCCCGGUCCGGCCUGUUCCUGCCACCCGCACCAAGUCUACGGUGCGCGUCGCCAUGCCCGACCCGGCCUGUUCCUGCCACCCGCACCAAGACUACGGUGCGCGUCGCCAGCCCGGUCCGGCCCUGUUCCAGCCACCCGCACCAAGACUACGGUGCGCGUCGCCAGCCCGACCCGGCCUGUUCCCUGCCACCCGCACCAAGACUACGGUGCGCGUCGCCAGCCCGGUCCGGCCUGUUCCGGCCACCCCGCACCAAGACUACGGUGCGCGUCGCCAGCCCGACCCGGCCUGUUCCUGCCACCCGCACCAAGUCUACGGUGCGCGUCGCCAGCCCGGUCCGGCCUGUUCCUGCCACCCGCACCAAGACUACGGUGCGCGUCGCCAGCCCGGUCCGGCCUGUUCCGGCCACCCGCACCAAGUCUACGGUGCGCCUCAGACGGCCAGAGUCUGCCGUCUGCACCAACGGGGCCUGAACUGCCCGUCUGCCCAAAGCCUGCAAAGCCGCCCGUCUGCCAUGAGCCAUCAGAGCACGUCCGCCAGACCAGAGCGCUAGAGCCUUCCGCCAGACAGGAUCAGCCAGAGCCUUCUGCCAGACAGGAUCAGCCAGAGCCUUCGCCAGCAUUGAGCCAGCCAGAUCCGUCGGCCAGCCAUGAGCAGCCAGAUCCGUCGGCCAGCCAUGAGCAGCCAGAUCCGCCGUCGGCCAGCCAUGAGCAGCCAGAUCCGUCAGCCAGCCAUGAGCAGCCAGAUCCUUCAGCCUGCCAUGAGCCGUCCAGCCAGGUGCUGUCCCUUAGCCCGGUGCUGCCCCUAAAUCCAGGUGGAGUAAGUUUGAGGGUGGUCAUGUGGAGGAGGCUAGGAAGCGGGUGGUGACUAAGGUGGGGUGGGGACCACGACCAGGCCAGAACCGCCACCAGUGGACAGACGCCCACCCAGACCCUCCCCGAGACUGUAUGCUGGUGCGCCCGGAGUGCGCACCUUUAGGGGGGGGUACUGUAACACUCUGGCUCCAGGGACUCUGAUUGUUGAGCCAUGGGUUGUAUUUUCAUUUAGGGUGUAUUUCUAUGUUGGAUCUAGUUGUUCAUUUCUAUGUUUGGUUUUGUCGUUGAUUAGUCAUAUGACUCCCAAUCGGAGGUAACGAGUGUCAGCUGUCGGCUCGUUAUCUCUGAUUGGGAGCCAUAUUUAAACUGUGUGGUUUCUCCUUGGUUUGUGGGUUUUUGUUUCCGUUUUCAGUCAGGUUGACUGUGGACUUCACUAGUCGUGUUUCUUGUUUUUUUCGUGCUUUAACUAAAUAAAGUACCAUGUUCGUUUCACACGCUGCGCCUUGGUCAAUUCCUUCACACGACCGUGACACUAGCGCUUUGUGGUAUCGCGUCGAAUGCUGGUGGGUAUUGCUGUCAAUCAAAGAAUACACUUAGGCUGCACCGUAUUUUAGAGGCUUUUAUUAAUACCACGAGGUUACAGCAUAAGUUAACAGACCCGCGGAGAUCCGGAGAAGCAGUCCCAAAUAAAUCUCAAUGCUUUCUGCCCCUCCGUCGUUUCCCCCAGUAUAUAUAACCUCCCAAGAUGUGGGUGGCUCCCUCUACUGUCCAAUCCCCGUGUCUACACCACACUUCCUGUCUGUUGUAUGUGGCGUUACACUAAAACAGUCCCUCUUGAUACCAAAAUCAACAUUCUUUCAGUUCCACUCAAAAAAACCUUUAACACCAUCAUAAUCUCAAUACACUACAGCUUCCUAUCAGUCCACGGUCAUUGGAGUGCUCUGUCCAUAAGGUUUCUGGCACCUGAGACAGGAUAGACUGGGAAACAGAGCCCAGUUUCCCACUCCGUCUCGGGGAGUGGUUCAGAUUUCCCUACCUGCGAAUUGGUUUAGAACUUCAUCAUUAGGGAUAUCAACGAAAACUCCAUCGGGAGUACAAUCAAUCGUAGCAUUAAGUUUAGUUAACAAGUCUCUACCUAGCAAGUUGAACGGUUGAGUGGGUGAAUACAGAAAAUCAUGUUCAACAUUCAUUGGUCCUACAGUAUUGAACAGGGUAUGGGUUUUGUUCCAAAAUGUAUUACCGGGGUGGAGAAAAUCCCAUAAGCGUUUAUAGUUUUAUUAGUUAGGGAUAGGUCAAGUCCAGUUUCUUUACCAAAAGGGGAUGUAGUAGCACUUGUAUCUACCACAUAGGAAUUUGUUUUCCCUGUAUGUUUACCAUAAGUUUUGGGCCAGAUUGAUCUACUUGUACCUGUGGGCAUUGCUGUAUCAAAGAUGUUGUUUACCCUAAGGGGUGUUCCUGUUCUGAUCUACCUCCUCUCCUCUGUGGUUCCAAUCUCUUUGGACACUCAUUUCUCCAGUGGUUUGUGACAAUGGAAGCAGUCUUCAUCUCCAUUAUUCCUAUUCCUAUUGUCCCCAUCUCUAUCCCCCCUGAACAAGAACCCCAUGGUCACUCUGACAGAGCUCUAGAGUUUCCUCUGUGGAGAUGGGAGAACCUUCCAGAAGGACAACCAUCUCUGCAGCACUACACCAAUCAGGCCUUUAUGGUAGAGUGGCCACUCCUCAGUAAAGGCACGUGACAGCCCACUUGGAGUUCGCCAAAAGGCACCUAAAGACUCUCAGACCAUGAGAAACAAGAUUCUCUGUUCUGAUGAAACCAAGAUUGAACUAUUUGGCCUGAAUGCCAAGUGUCAUGUCUGGAGGAAACCUGGCACCAUCCCUACAGUUAAGCAUGGUGGUGGCAGCAAAACUGUUUUUGCUCUGUCAUUAUGCGGUAUUGUGUGUAGAUUUAUGAGGGAAUAAACAAUUUAAUCCAUUUUAGAAUAAGGCUGUAACAAAAUGUGGAAAAAGUCAAGGGGUCUGAAUACUUUCCGAAUGCACUGUAUAUCACGGCAUCUUUCCUCAUGAUCACUGUUUCUUCUUCUUUGCUAACUGCCCAACACCAAUUCAAAUUAAAAAUAAUACAGUGACCUUCAACAAAACUUUGUAGAUUUUAUUUAGGUUGUAGCAAUAGUUAUAUAUUUUUUAUAGAUGUAUAAUACCAGUAAAUGUAUUAAUGAAGCUGAAUACAGCUUUAUGCGUAGCCUGGAGAAAUCCAGUCUGUUUCUGUUAACAUUCCACUCCUUGACACUGCUUGUCAUAUUUGGCAAAACAAGGAGUGUAAUGUACGAACAGACUGGAUUUCUCCAAGCUACUUUAUAAUCAUCCAAGAAACAUAAUAACUUUGAAUCAUCUUUGCCCUCAUCAAAGGACAACUCUCUGAUUUAUUUGAAUCAUCUUUGCCCUCAUCAAAAGACAACUCUCUGAUUUAUUUGAAUCAUCUUUGCCCCUCAUCAAAGGACAACUCUCUGAUUUAUUUGAAUCAUCUUUUGCCCUCAUCAAAGGACAACUCUCUGAUUUUUUUGAAUCAUCUUUGCCCUCAUCAAAGGACAACUCUCUGAUUUAUUUGAAUCAUCUUUGCCCUCAUCAAAGGACAACUCUCUGAUUUAUUUGAAUCAUCUUUGCCCUCAUCAAAGCACAACCUCUGAUUUAUUUGUGUCCUCUCCUGCAGGCUUUUGGACAUGUCCCACUGUCUGAUCCAGCAGACCCGUGAGAAGGCCAGGGAGGUGUUUGCGGUGGUGAAGAAUAGGAUUGUGACGACCCAGCCGUUCUCGGUCAUAGAGGUCCAGCGGGGGGGGGGGGGGGGAACUGAUGAGCUUCUGUGGGCCCAAGAACACCCAAGUUCAUCCCUCCUUUUAUAG
Coregonus sp. 'balchen' is the source of this 19464-nucleotide messenger RNA. NCBI's taxonomy places the organism in Eukaryota, Metazoa, Chordata, Actinopteri, Salmoniformes, Salmonidae. The record is from the annotation of a GenBank genome assembly.